Messenger RNA from Chelmon rostratus (copperband butterflyfish), 1413 nucleotides. RefSeq names its product succinate dehydrogenase [ubiquinone] iron-sulfur subunit, mitochondrial-like. The coding region runs from base 100 to 945 and encodes 281 amino acids. NCBI's taxonomy places the organism in Eukaryota, Metazoa, Chordata, Actinopteri, Chaetodontiformes, Chaetodontidae. The transcript has 8 exons. Gene Ontology annotation, biological process: aerobic respiration; respiratory electron transport chain; tricarboxylic acid cycle. The record is from RefSeq and is a predicted model, not a curated record. Gene Ontology annotation, cellular component: mitochondrial membrane. Gene Ontology annotation, molecular function: electron transfer activity; 2 iron, 2 sulfur cluster binding.
GAGCGUUUGCGUUCGUACAGGGUGUCUGAGGCUUAAGUGAGCUGUCCUCCCUGUCCUGUUGUGUAAUUACUGUGUAGUUAAACACAUUCAGCCUAAAAGAUGUCGGCGGUUUGUGCAGUCCUGAGUCGAAAUGUUUUGGCUAUUAGGAAUUCUGGCGUGAUGGUGACGGUCCGGUAUGCUCAAACUGCCGCCGCCCCAGCUCCUGAACCCAGGAUCAAGAAAUUCCAGAUUUAUCGCUGGGACCCUGACACCGCCGGAGACAAACCAAGGAUGCAGACAUAUGAAAUUGAUCUCAACACCUGUGGUCCAAUGGUUCUGGAUGCCCUCAUUAAGAUCAAGAAUGAGAUUGACCCCACACUCACAUUCAGACGCUCCUGUCGUGAAGGUAUCUGUGGCUCAUGUGCCAUGAACAUAAAUGGAGGCAACACACUGGCAUGUCUUAACAAAAUUGACACCAACACAAGCAAACCGACCAAAAUCUACCCGCUCCCACACAUGUAUGUGGUCAAAGAUCUGGUGCCUGAUAUGAGCAACUUCUAUGCACAGUACAAAUCCAUUGAGCCUUACCUGAAAAAGAAGGAUAACGCUCAAGAAGGCAAAGAGCAAUACUUCCAGUCGGUGGAGGACAGACAAAAACUGGACGGCCUGUAUGAGUGCAUCCUCUGUGCCUGCUGCAGCACCAGCUGUCCCAGCUACUGGUGGAACGGAGACAAAUACCUGGGACCAGCUGUCCUAAUGCAGGCAUACCGGUGGAUGAUUGACUCCCGUGAUGAAUUCACUGAGGAACGUCUGUCUAAACUUCAGGAUCCCUUCUCUCUCUACCGCUGCCACACCAUUAUGAACUGCACCAAGACUUGCCCAAAGGGACUCAACCCAGGAAAGGCCAUUGCAGAGAUCAAGAAAAUGAUGGCGACUUACAAAGAGAAGAAAGCAGCAGUUUCAUGAAUAUCUGAAAAAUCCAGCUGAUUUAAGAACCUCUAAUAAUACCAUGAACUAAGUUAAGAGGAUGAAAAGAGCCGACCAGGAACUUUUAACUGCAUCAACAUCUGUUGUGAUUUUCAUGAGAGUGUGAGAUUGAGCGUGUGGAUAUGUGUGAGUGUGAAUGUAUAAGGGAACAGACGACAGGAGGGCAUGAGAAAAUGGUGCAGGAAAGGACUGUUAAGCAAAAUAUUUUGAGUGACGCAACACUUGGACCACAUUUCUCUCAUUUGUCUGCACAGAUAAAGGCUCUGCUGUAUUUACUCUUUGGAAAAAGCUUAUGAAAUUGUAUCCAGGUUGUAAAUAUUUAUGUAUGUGUUCAUUAAAGAUGUGCUGGGCUCCUUGUGAAAUUUAGAUACAUGUGUUUUUGGAUUAGGAAAGAAUCAAAUAACUCUUUUGUGGAUUGCCGUUGCAAUAAACAGUAUUGAGACAUCA